GACAAACUCGGUUGUCUGUGCAAGAGCAAGUAGCAGAGUUUUGUGUGGCUACUGGCUAGUGUAAUCAUCAAUGGAGCUCUCGAUCUCGCAAUCACCACGUCUUCGAUUCUCGUCUGUAUCACCUCGUUUCUCAGCAGCUUUUAAUCAUCACAGACCUUCGUUGCAUUUAGCUGGGAAGCUUAUAAGCCGUCACAAAGAUGCUGCCUUCACUAGCUUAUCAAGUUCGUGUAUGCGGUCGAAACUUGUUUCAACUAAUUUCAGAAAAAUCUCGAUCCGGGCAUGUUCUCAGGUUGGUGCUGCUGGUUCUGAUCCAGUUCUGGAUAGAAUCUCGCGUUUUCAGAAUGCUUGCUGGAGGUUUCUUAGGCCACAUACGAUCCGUGGAACAGCUUUAGGAUCAACUGCCUUGGUGGCAAGAGCUUUGAUAGAGAACACUCAUCUCAUCAAAUGGAGUCUCGUUCUCAAGGCACUUUCAGGUCUUCUUGCUCUUAUAUGUGGAAAUGGUUAUAUUGUUGGCAUCAAUCAGAUCUACGACAUUGGAAUUGACAAAGUGAACAAGCCAUACUUGCCAAUAGCAGCAGGAGAUCUCUCAGUGCAGUCUGCGUGGCUAUUGGUGAUAUUCUUUGCAGUUGCAGGGCUGUUAGUUGUAGGAUUCAACUUCGGUCCAUUCAUUACAUGCCUAUACUCUCUUGGCCUCUUUCUGGGGACCAUCUAUUCUGUUCCACCACUUAGAAUGAAAAGAUUUCCAGUCGCAGCUUUUCUUAUAAUUGCCACGGUAAGAGGUUUCCUUCUUAAUUUUGGUGUGUACCAUGCUACAAGAGCUGCCCUUGGACUUUCGUUUCAGUGGAGUGCACCUGUGGCUUUCAUCACGUCUUUUGUGACACUGUUUGCACUGGUCAUUGCUAUUACAAAAGAUCUCCCUGAUGUUGAAGGAGAUCGCAAGUUUCAAAUAUCAACGCUAGCAACAAAGCUUGGAGUGAGGAACAUUGCGUUCCUCGGUUCUGGACUUCUGCUAGUGAACUAUGUUUCUGCCAUAUCUCUAGCUUUCUACAUGCCUCAGGUUUUCAGAGGUAGCUUGAUGAUUCCUGCACAUAUGAUCUUGGCUUCAUGCUUGAUUUUCCAGACAUGGAUACUAGAACAAGCAAACUACACAAAGGAAGCUAUUGCAGGAUAUUACCGGUUUAUAUGGAAUCUUUUCUACGCAGAGUAUCUGUUAUUCCCAUUCUUCUAGCUUUCAUGGUGAAACCUUUCCUCUUCCUCUUUUUGUUGGUUGGAGUCAAAAUCAGUUUGUUCAUGUACAUACUAACAGGAUAUAUGUCCUUUUGAAUUUUGAUAUCUUGCAAUGAUAAUGAUUGUACCAAUACCAA
Messenger RNA from Raphanus sativus (radish), 1364 nucleotides. RefSeq names its product homogentisate solanesyltransferase, chloroplastic-like. The record is from RefSeq and is a predicted model, not a curated record. Gene Ontology annotation, molecular function: prenyltransferase activity. The transcript is spliced from 10 exons. NCBI's taxonomy places the organism in Eukaryota, Viridiplantae, Streptophyta, Magnoliopsida, Brassicales, Brassicaceae. Bases 71 to 1228 code for a protein of 385 amino acids. Gene Ontology annotation, cellular component: membrane.